AUGUCCGUAUCGCGGAGCAAGGUGGGCGGGCGGCUGGGGACCAUGGCCAGGACCGGCAUGGAGCAGUGGCGUGACCGGCUGGCACUGGUGACAGGAGCUUCGGGGGGCAUCGGCGCGGCUGUGGCCCGGGCCCUCGUCCAGCAGGGACUGAAGGUAGUGGGUUGUGCCCGCCCCGUGAGCAACAUCGAGGAGCUGGCUGCCAAAUUUAAGAGUAUAGGCUACCCCAGGACUUUGAUCCCCCACAGAUGUGAUCUGUCCAGCGAGGAGGACAUCCUCUCCACGUUCUUGGCUGUCUGCUCUCAGCACAGUGGUGUGGACAUCUGCAUCAACAAUGCUGGCUUGGCCCGGCCUGACACUCUGCUCUCAGGCAACACCAGCAGCUGGAAGGACAUGUUCAAUGUGAACAUGCUGGCCCUCAGCAUCUGCACUCGGGAAGCCUACCAGUCCAUGAAGGAAUGGAAGGUGGAUGACAGGCACAUCAUUAAUAUCAACAGCAUGUCUGGUCACCAAGUGUCACCCCACUCUGUGAUCCAUUUCUAUAGUGCUACCAAGUAUGCCAUCACCACACUUACAGAGGGACAUAAAGAGCUUCGGGAGGCCCAGACCCACAUUGAGCCACAGUGAGGGUGAGGCCUGGCCCUGUGCAUCUCUCCAGAAGUGGCGGAGACACAAUUCUCCUUCAAACUCCACAACGAGGACCCUGAGAAGGCAGCUGCCAUCUAUGAACGCAUAAAGUGUCUCAAACCUGAAGAUGUGGCUGAGGCUGUCAUCUAUGUCCUCAAGCACCCUUCCACGUGUCCAGGUGUUGAUUUCCAGACUCCUGGAUUCUGCUUCCUCUCUCCAACCCACCAGGGGCUACAAAUUUUUGGAAGUUUUUAUGUCUUAUCAAAUUACGUCCACCACAAAUAUGAACAGUGGCCUGGGGAGAGGAGGUUAGGUGUCCCCAAUUGUUUUACCUGUUAACUUUGGUUAACAGGUAAUUUGGUUAAUUAUUGGUCCGCUUCUUGGGCUCCUUGGCCUUUGUGUGCUCUCUUUGGUCUCUUCCUUUUGACCUGGGGAAGGAACUGUGGCCAAAAGGGGGGCUUCCCCGUAUCUUCUUGUACCCCAACCCCUGUACCUCAAGGAGGAGGGGGCAGAGAGAAGCCCUCACCUUCUAUCUGAAUAGCUAUCCAAGGCCCUAGGCUUCCUCCUCUCCCUGCCCUACUGCCCCCAUUGCCUCUUCUCUUCACCCACCCCAGUUCUCCAGCCCAGGCUUGGCUUCUCUGCUCCCAGUGGGGUCAUCACUCCACACUGACUAUGGCAGCUGAGUAUCAGGCCCUGCCUCCCAACUGGGUUUCACUGUGAUAAUUAAAAAAGAAAAAUUGCAACAACCUA
Molecule: messenger RNA, 1374 nt
Organism: Neofelis nebulosa (Clouded leopard)
Lineage: Eukaryota; Metazoa; Chordata; Mammalia; Carnivora; Felidae
Gene: DHRS11
Product: dehydrogenase/reductase 11
Source: RefSeq, a predicted model, not a curated record